CCAAAGCAAGACCAAAGCAAUAUCCAAAGCAACGGAACACUUGAGACAAACCUUCACCGAGCUGAAGUAAACAAAAGCUUCUGCACUAAGCACCAAAACAGAGCUUCCGUACUGAGCACAAAACAGAGCUUCCGCACGGCCUGAUACUUUCACCCACACUUCUCUGGCUUCUCACUAGCAUCACCAUGGCUGUCCAGCAUUAAAGUACAAGGUUUUCAGGUGGAAAGGUUGAAAUUGCUAAGGCCUAUGAAAAGGUGGAGCAGCAUGCCUCAGUGUAUUAACAGACCAGAAAUACUUUCAAGGAGGCUUUGAGAAUUUGGAGAAGAUAAGGAAUUCAGGAGUGAAGUGCCCUUUGUUAUGCAAAAAGUUUGUUAUAGAUGCUUGGCAAAUAUACUAUGCUCGCACAAAAGGCGCAGAUGCAAUCCUGUUAAUUGCUGCUGUUUUACCAGAUCUUGAUAUCAAAUACAUGACUAAGAUCUGCAAAUUGCUUGGUUUAACACCACCUGUGGAGGUACAUGAUGAGAGGGAGAUGGAUCGUGUUCUUGGGAUUGAUGGGAUUGAACUUAUUGGAAUAAACAACCGUAACCUCGAAACAUUUAAGGUUGACAUCAGCAAUACUAAAAAUCUUCUUCAAGGAGAACGUGGGAGAAUAAUCCGAGAAAGAGGCAUAAUUGUCGUUGGUGAGUCUGGACUUUUUACACCUGCUGAUAUUGCAUACGUGCAAGAAGCUGGCGUCAAAGCGAUAAAUGCUAUUCAUACUAGCUUUUGGAAGAUAUCUAUGGUUAUGGUUGAAGAAUGUUGAAGACAAAAUUGCCUUUUGCUCAUGGAGUGGUUCAUUUAGAUGUUUUUCAAUUUCUUAAACUGUGAUUGCUUUUGUAAAUGUACCUUAUGUACAAGUGAUAUUUUGGACAAAUGUUAUUUUUGUAGGCAUUAGUUGGGUAAUGUACACUUGAAUUUGGCAUUUGAGACUGCUAUAUUAUUAACAUGUAAUCUAAUGCAAAUACUUUUGGUUAUCAA
Messenger RNA from Coffea arabica (coffee), 1017 nucleotides. NCBI's taxonomy places the organism in Eukaryota, Viridiplantae, Streptophyta, Magnoliopsida, Gentianales, Rubiaceae. The record is from RefSeq and is a predicted model, not a curated record.